Messenger RNA from Cuscuta epithymum, 1464 nucleotides. Lineage: Eukaryota; Viridiplantae; Streptophyta; Magnoliopsida; Solanales; Convolvulaceae. The record is from the annotation of a GenBank genome assembly.
AUGUCUCAAUUUUUAUGGGGAGUUGACGGAUAUGAGAGAGUUUGCUAAUGGCGGCAGAGAUGUGUAUAUACGAGUCUCCGCAUCUGCUUCAGCGAUGCCUUUAAAGAAAUCUAAGGGGCUCCGUCCGAAAUGGCUAAUACUAAGCACGGGUAUACCUUCUGGUGUAGUGAUCCUUCUCAUGCUUUAUAUGACAUGGAAAAUGGGAAAAGGGUCUUCAAGUGCAAUAAAUCUGGAAGAAGCAACACCAGCAGAUGUAGUAGUCUUUGAUCUCGACACAAUUAAAUUGAUCACUGAAAACUUUUCUGCUGAAAGUAAACUUGGAGAAGGAGGGUUUGGUUCUGUACACAAGGGUAAGUUGCAAAAUGGAAAACUUGUAGCUGUCAAAAGGCUCAAAACAAAUUCAGAUCAAGGGAUAGAAGAAUUCAAAAAUGAAGUUAUGCUCAUUGCAAGAUUACAACAUAGAAAUCUUGUAAGGCUUUUAGGAUGCUGCAUUCAACAAGGGGAAAAGAUGUUGGUAUAUGAGUACUUGCCUAACAAUUCCCUCGACUACAUUAUCUUUGAUAAUAAGUUAGGGAUUCUUCUGGAUUGGAAAAAACGUUUUGAAAUCAUAUUAGGAAUCGCUCAAGGAUUGUUGUACCUUCAUCAAGAUUCAAGGCUAAAAAUUAUCCACCGAGAUUUAAAAGCAAGCAAUAUUCUAUUGGAUGAUCUUAUGGAACCAAAAAUAUCUGAUUUUGGAAUGGCUAGAAUUUUUGGAGAAGAACAAACAGAAGCGAACACAAAACAAGUAGUUGGAACAUACGGUUAUAUGUCACCGGAAUAUGCCAUGGAAGGUCUCUUUUCUGUUAAAUCGGAUGUAUUCAGUUUCGGAGUUCUGAUGCUCGAAAUUGUGUGCGGAAAGAAAAACAAAUAUCAACACACAGAGAACUCUGUUAAUUUGAUGGGAGAUGUAUGGGAUUUUUGGAACGAACAAAGACCAUUGGGCUUAGUGGAUCCAUCAUUGGGGGAGCAGUCCUAUGAUACGCGAGAAGUUUUGAGAUGCAUCCACGUCGGACUUUUGUGCGUUCAACCAAUACCAAAUGAUAGACCCAAUAUUUCAGAAGUGAUAUUUAUGUUGAGUAAUGAAACAAAACUCCCUAGUCCUAAUCCACCGGGAUUUAUGAUCAGAAAAGGAUAUAGCACUACUCCAUCCUCAUACACUGAAAGUGGUGGUUAUCAAUCUCUCAGUAUGACAUUUACUCAAAUCGAAGGUCGAUGAGAUUUAUAAGACAUUUUAUACCGUAGUAUGUAGUAUUAUUAUAGCAUAUGUGAUGUCUUUAAAAUUGAUGUAUUGUAUUCCCUUUGACUCGUGAUUAAUUUGUGGGUUGAAUUUGUAUGAUUUUAAUAAUGUGGAAUUAGAAGUACUACAUUUGCUUAGAGCUUCUUAAAUAACGUUAUUUGUAACAUUGUAUAUCCUUUGGAUUGUGC